Messenger RNA from Verticillium alfalfae VaMs.102, 1038 nucleotides. RefSeq names its product nodulation protein L. Lineage: Eukaryota; Fungi; Ascomycota; Sordariomycetes; Glomerellales; Plectosphaerellaceae. The record is from RefSeq and is a predicted model, not a curated record. The coding region runs from base 1 to 1038 and encodes 345 amino acids. The transcript has a single exon.
AUGAGCCACGAGCAUGGCUCGCAACCCAGCCCGGCUCAAGCAAGCUCGUCGACCGAGAGGGCAAAGAACAUAGAGGCAGGCAAAGAAUACCAAGACGUCUCAACAGCGCCAGAAAGUACACAGACCGCGCCUGACAUAGCAUUCCAAUCCGCCUUCACAUGCAGGACAUCUCUCCCAGCCCAGAAUGCGAGGAGACACCCUCAUGUCUUUCAAUCGAGCACUAUCCAACAACCACUGGCCUGUCCGGAUUCCUGGCCAAGCGAAAGGGACCUACGGGAGAUCGGCAUCGAAGACGAAGAGAUAAACGGAGACUGGAUCGGUCAUGACUUUCCGCUCCCCACGGCCACUCUUCCUUACGCAGGGGAAAGUGUCUACUGCGAAGGAGAGCAGAAGCUUAUUGACGACUGCACCCGCUGCACACUCGCCUGCCAGAAAUUUAAUAGCGUUAUGGAGUGCGUAUCCGGCGUAGUACCCACCACGCUGGUGCAACCGAUACAGCAGUUCCUGUAUGGCCAGAUCAUCUUUCCAUCAUCCGGGGGGCUCUCGAACGCAACGAAUCGAGAUGCUCGACAUCGUGUACCAAGCUUCACAGUCGAGGCCCCAUUCCAUUGCAGGUACGGAUAUAACAUCACGAUUGGAGAACAUGUCACAAUCGGACAGCGAUGUUACUUUGACGAUGGCGCACGAGUAACGAUCGGCGCGAAUUCCACAAUUGCACGUGGCGUCCAAAUCAUCACAACAGAUGACCCUGGCCAGUGUGAUAGACGUCUAGGUGUUCACAGGCUGGCGAAGAGCAGGCCCGUCAUAAUCGAAUCGUCCUGCUCCAUCGGGGCCGGGGUGCUCAUCUGCCCCGGUGUGCGCAUCGGUGCAGGAAGCAUCGUUCUACCUGGGACCAUUGUCACAUCGGUAGUGUCUCUCCUCGAAGAAAUAAGGUCUCUCAUUGACUGUCUACAGGACAUCGCGCCUGCAGCUUUGGCUUUCGGAAAUCCCCAGCAGUCUGCCGGUGUGCCCCCGCAGGUACCAGAAGCGCCCUGCUAA